Condylura cristata (star-nosed mole) is the source of this 6166-nucleotide messenger RNA. It is a transcript of the gene ZKSCAN5, whose product is annotated as zinc finger with KRAB and SCAN domains 5. Bases 488 to 2986 code for a protein of 832 amino acids. Gene Ontology annotation, molecular function: RNA polymerase II cis-regulatory region sequence-specific DNA binding; DNA-binding transcription factor activity, RNA polymerase II-specific. The record is from RefSeq and is a predicted model, not a curated record. NCBI's taxonomy places the organism in Eukaryota, Metazoa, Chordata, Mammalia, Eulipotyphla, Talpidae. Gene Ontology annotation, biological process: regulation of transcription by RNA polymerase II. The transcript is spliced from 7 exons.
UGUGGGCUUCGGUUUUCUCGCGGUUUGUUAAAAACCCAUCUUCCCAGCCUUGAGUGCGGGAGCUUCCGAGGAGAAGCUCCCCGCGCCUGGGCCUUGAUGAAAAGGGGUGGGUUUUGGGUCCAGAUGGGAGUCCUGAAACCCGUAACCUGGAUCGGGCCGGUCCUCGUGUCUCCAGGUCAGGAGCGAUUCCGAGGAAUACAGGUCCAAAUUCGUACUUAAAAUUCUCCUUUUUUCGGGACCAAUGAAAUCGCCCAUUGAUUUGUCGUGCUCUUGCGGCUUGAAGGACAGGACUAAUUUUGACCGUGGUAAUGUUUUGGACCCCUGUUCUUACUUAAGUUUGGCUUAUGGUAGUGAGAAGGAGCAGCUGCGUCUGGACUAGUUAUAGGUUGAACACUAAUGAAAGUGACCUUCACAAGAUCUUAAAGAGCUGAAAACAGAUUUGAUCUGUGGAUAGAGCUCACCUGGAGAGACAUCCCUCUGAGUUGGAAUGAUAAUGACAGGAUCUGGGGAAGUUAUAGACUUAGACCCUCCAUCUGAGAUCUCACAAGAGCAAGAAGACCUUCUAAUAGUGAAGGUGGAAGAAGAAGACUGCACCUGGAUGCAGGAGUACAGUCCACCCAUGUUUGAGACUUUUUACCAGCGUUUCAAGCACUUCCAGUACCAUGAGGCAUCUGGCCCCCGGGAGGCACUCAGCCAGCUCCGGGUGCUCUGCUGUGAGUGGCUGAGACCCGAGUUGCACACCAAGGAGCAGAUCCUGGAGCUACUGGUCCUGGAGCAGUUCCUGACCAUCCUACCUGAAGAGUUUCAGACCUGGGUGAGAGAACAUCACCCAGAAAGUGGAGAAGAGGCCGUGGCAGUGGUAGAAAGUAUACAGAGAGAACUAGAGGAACGCAGACAACAGAUUGUGGCAUGUCCUGAAGUGCUUCCUCAGAAGAUGGUACCGCCUGGGCCUGUGCAGGAGUCCUUGGCUCAACCGCUCCUGUCCGUGGACAUCCAGCCUGAACAAGAGUCACAGAAACCUCAUCUUCUAGAGGAUAAUGUCCUUCCUGCUCUCCAAGUUUCUUCCCUUCCCCUGAAGGACAGCCAGGAGCUGACUGCCUCUCUCCUCUCAGCUGGGUCCCAGAAAUUGGUGAAAAUUGAAGAUGUGGCUGAUGUGGCUGUAUCCUUCAUCCUGGAGGAAUGGGAACAUUUGGAUCAAUCCCCGAAGUCCCUCUGUAGGGGUGACAGGAAGGAGAAUUAUGGGAGUAUUACUUCUGUGGAUUAUGAGUCCGGGAAUGACAAUGUGGAACUCAUAGUGAGGCAGAUUUCUGAUGAAGCUGAGCCACACUGGAUGACAGCGGGAAGCACUGAUGGAAAUGUUUCCCACAGUCAAGAGUUUGGAGAAGUUAGUGGCCUGCAUGGCCUAGUCGAAAGGUGGCAGGUAACCCCCACUGUGGGGAAAUCAAGGCAGAAUCCUUCCCAGAAAAGAGAUCUUGGUGCCAUCACAGACAAUGACCGUAAGCAAAACCCAAGUGGUGAGAGAGGUCACAAAUGUAAUGAUUGUGGUAAAUUUUUCCUUCAAGCCUCAAACUUCAUUCAACAUCGGCGAAUCCACACUGGAGAAAAACCAUUCAAGUGUGGUGAAUGUGGGAAGAGCUAUAAUCAGCGUGUACACCUUACCCAGCAUCAGCGAGUCCACACUGGUGAGAAGCCCUAUAAAUGUCAGGUGUGUGGAAAAGCUUUCCGCGUGAGCUCCCACCUCGUCCAGCAUCACAGUGUGCACAGUGGAGAGAGACCAUAUGGAUGCACCGAGUGUGGCAAAAACUUCGGUCGGCACUCCCAUCUGAUUGAGCACCUGAAACGCCACUUCAGAGAGAAAUCCCAAAGAUGCAGUGACAAAAGAAGUAAGAAUACAAAAUUGAAUAUGAAGAAGAAAAUUUCCGAAUUUUCAGAAACAGAUUUGGAACUAUCAGGGAGAAUCCAAAGAAAUGUUUCUCAAGAAUUUGGAGAAGGCCAUGAACACCAAGACAAGUUAGAUAGAAAACAGGGCAUUCCCAUGAAAGAGAUACUGGGACAACCAUCCAAGAGGCUAAAUUUCAAUGACGUCGCCUAUGUCCACAAAAAGUCCUCCACAGGAGAGAGGCCACAUAAGUGUAAUGAGUGUGGAAAAAGCUUUAUUCAGAGUGCACAUCUUAUUCAACAUCAGCGAAUCCACACUGGAGAAAAACCGUUUAGGUGUGAUGAAUGUGGGAAGAGCUACAACCAGCGCGUGCACCUAACUCAACAUCAGCGAGUCCACACUGGUGAGAAGCCCUAUACCUGUCAUUUAUGCGGGAAAGCGUUUAGAGUGAGGUCCCAUCUUGUUCAGCAUCAGAGUGUGCAUAGUGGGGAGAGACCCUUUAAAUGUAAUGAGUGUGGGAAAGGCUUUGGGAGGCGUUCACACCUGGCUGGGCACCUGAGACUCCACUCUAGAGAGAAAUCUCAUCAGUGUCAUGAAUGUGGAGAAAUCUUUUUCCAAUAUGUUAGCCUAAUUGAACAUCAGGUACUCCACAUGGGCCAGAAAAAUGAAAAAAAUGGCAUUUGUGAGGAAGCAUAUAGUUGGAACCUAACAGUGAUUGAAGAUAAGAAGAUAGAGUUACAAGAGCAGCCUUAUAAGUGUGAUAUAUGUGGCAAAGGCUUUAGUUACAGCUCAGACCUUAUUCAGCACUACCGGACUCAUACUGCAGAGAAAACCUGUAAAUGUGAUAUAUGUGGAGAGAAUGUUAGCCACUGUUCCCACAUAAAACAAUACCAAAAACCCUACUCCAAUGUGAAGUCACAUCAGUGUAACGAAUGUGGCAGAGGCUUUACUCUGAAGUCACAUCUUAAUCAACAUCAGAGAAUCCAUACUGGUGAGAAACCCUUUCAGUGUAAAGAGUGUGGAAUGAGUUUCAGUUGGAGUUGCAGCCUCUUUAAACAUUUACGAAGUCACGAGAGGACAGAGCCCAUGAAUACCUUAACUGUGUAGAUGUUUCUGUUGUAGAACAGCUGUUAAUUAUAGAGAAGCCUUCCUGAAGAGAAAUCCUGCUCCUGUAAUGAAUGUAGUAACAACUUCAAGCAUUUUUAUCCAGCUUACCAUCAAACUCACAGACAUGUUAAAAUCCUUCAGUUAGAAAUUAGCUUUAGGAACACUGGAGAAUCCACGACAAAUAGAUCGAGAAAUCCUUGUGUUUGUCAUCUUUGUAUGUGAGGAUCCAGACAGGAGAGAUUCUUCGGGUGGCACUCAUUCUUCAUUUGAAGCCCAGUACAUUGACCCUGGGGGAUGCCUUGUGAAUGCAGUAGAUUUAAAUAAGCUUUAUUUGUAGUUUCCACCUUGUUUGAUAGAUUAUCUAUUCAGGGACAACCACAGUGGGAGAGAGAACUCUUCAGCAUGAUGUCUGUUUUGGUACCUCAGCAAUGAACCUUUUCUAAAAAUAAUUAUCCUACUAUUAUAAUGCUCCUAUUACUGUUCCAUCUUGAGUAUUAAACUCUGUGAAAACAAAUUGACUUAAGGUAUUUAUAUAUUUUGUCAGAGUUGGGGUUCAGAGACUGAACGGUCUGUGAACCUGCUGCCUUAUUCAGUCUACAGCUUCUUGACACAAGUUCCACAUUGCUUUUGUUUCAAUUCUCUUACCAUCAGGACUAGGUGGUAGAAAGAAUGCAUUUGUAAAUGAAGGAGAAAGGGGAGUAUAGAAGGUGGGCCAAACUGUAGACUGGUUUUAAACUGUUAUCCACGAGAAUGAGGACAGUUCUGUCCAUAGUAGGAAUUGGACUGAGUUGAAUCUUGGUCCAAGCAGUUUGUGUGCCAAUUCCCAGUUGCACUGGACCUAGGUCUCUCCUAUAGAUAAUAGCAUGUAGAAUAAGUUUCAGUUGGAGUUUGCAGCUGAAUUAAAAGUGAAUGGUAAUUAGAAGCAGGAGGUCAUGGUCUGGUCAGCCCUGCCUGGUGGGAAGGAGUUGCUGAGGAAGGAUGAACUUUGUGUGCUAGAAAUAGGGAGGGUACUCUGGGUGCUGCUAAAGUCCUGCUUCUGCCAACUGCCUGUUUAUAAUAAAUGUUCAGUACAUACUCCUUGGCUGUGUGGUACGCUGGUCCCUGUCAGAUGCCCUUUGCCAAGUUGGCAUGCCCAUCCCUUAGCUGUUCUGAGUUUGGGCUAAGUGCUCACAGCAUCCCCCUUCUCCAGACACUGGAGACACCCUCAAAUGAUGCAGUCUUGCCUCACUCAGGAGUUACCUGCUUUCCCACCUGCUCUCCAGUCAUCUCAGCUGAUUAAUACAGGGGUACAAAAGGCUGAUUCACUUGUCUUAAGGGAAAACUGAUACCACGUGAGCUCCAUAACCCUCCCUCUGUAUCAGGCCACAGCUAAGCUAUCUGAGGCGACGUCCAUGCUCUGCUCUUGCCCUAUGGUGUCCUGUUUCUUUCCUGCCCAUGAAAGGCAUGCCAUCGACAAAUCACAUGGUUCUGAGUCUGGCUCAGCCUCUGCUUUAGGAAACCUGAUCUAAGACAUUGUUGCUGUGAGUGAUCCUAGAACCUGACUCUCAGAGUAGACUGUGGACUUGUGCACUCAGCAGAGUAUCCAUAGUCCCAGUGUUCAGUGGCUGUACCUUUGUGACAUUUCUCUACAGUAAACUGGUAUGGGACACAUGGAAAGGAAUGUACUGACUUGUGUAAGAUUUGUGAGGAAAUGAACAUAAGGGUUGUAUGGAAGUGGGUAGAUCCUACUGAGUUCUUAUUCCUUGAAGGGAGAAAGUGAAAAUAAUAUACAGAUAACCACCAACUUAACACUAAGUGCUUUCUUGAUACUGUUUGAAGAAAGACUUGUUUCCUGCCAAUAAUCACAUAGCUAGGGGUCAUCAGUGUUACUUAAUUGAGAAUGAUGGCUUCAGUAAGUACAACCUAAAUUCCCAGCCAAAGAAUGGUGCUCAAGCCAAAAAGAUUUCAUUCUCGGUAGAGGAAGCCAAAUAAAGCAGUCAUUGAGAAGGCGAAGAUAGAAUUGGGUUCUCCUUUCUCUGUCUUAAUUUCGAUUCUACUUCACAGGGCUCACAGCCUUUAUUGAAGUCUGACUGUUUCCCCCUUUUCAGCUGUUCUCGAUGUAGCCCACUAAAAUUUGCAUGAAUGCUUGAGAUUAUUUUGCAGUUCUCAGGUCUUUCAGAUGCUUGUUGCUUUUCUCUGCUUCCUUUUACAUAACUCAAGACCAUGCUAGUUCUGUGUCAGAGAUACCAUCACCUGCCAAUGGCUUUCAGUUUUGCUACCUUAGCUGGUCAGUGUUUUUAAGGAGGGGUUUUAAGGAGAAUUAAUUAGACCACUAUCUUCUCUCGCGUCUCUUUCUUGAGCACAAGGGAAUUACCCUCGUAGAAUUAGCCCAGUAGACCACCCUACACAUCUCUCCAGUUAGCCAAAAAUUAUGUCAUGUAUCCAUGCUUAAAUAGGAUGAUGAUAUAAAACCAUGAUCAGCAUCAAGUGUCACUUCCUGGAAUUACAACAGAAAGGGUAAAUCUCACCCACACACAGGUAGUGAAUAACAACUUGAAUGAGUUCUGCCUAAAAGGAGGAAGCAAGGCAGCAGCAGGGUCAAAGGACAGAUGUGUGUGUGAAAUUGUCAUGAGUUUUAUUUUUCUAAAUUGCCAGUAACUCACAGAAAUAUAUUUUACAUUAUUACCAUUAUAUAUACAUAUAUGUAUGGAACUGAAACAAGUUUCAUGAACCAAUACUAUAUAUGGAAACGAAACCUAGUAAACUCCAACUAUGGUUUUAUUAACAUUUAAAUACAAUAAAAAAAUCCUAAAAAGUAUAAAACCAAAAUUUUGUAAAGGUGGUAUUUAGUGUGAUGGCUGUAUCUACCUGUUCUAAGUUCCAGUCAGGAAUUCAGGAAGACAAGGCUACCGCAUUGCUUACAAAUCUCACGUAACACCCAUGUCAAUCUAAUGAUUAGGUGCAUGAUUACAAUACCCAUUUUAUAGGAGAAAAACAGCUGAGAAAGAUUAAACAACAUUUUUAAUGCUAUAAAGUCAGUGCAGCAGCACCAGUACUCAACCUGUCUGAAGUCCAGAGUCCUAACUAUGCAGCUACACUGCUAUCUGCUCACUAAAAAGUGAUCUGGUCAUUCUUAAGUGACCGACACAAUAGGGAGUAAUGGUGAUCUACUGGGGCACAGGUGUGUGUGUGUGUGUGUGU